Molecule: messenger RNA, 201 nt
Organism: Dovyalis caffra
Lineage: Eukaryota; Viridiplantae; Streptophyta; Magnoliopsida; Malpighiales; Salicaceae
Source: the annotation of a GenBank genome assembly
AUGCGCCGCGAUGAAUCCUUUUCAGCGAGGCGUGUGAAAUGGAAGCAAGCACAAUCACAACGAGAGAAUAAGAAGGGUAACAAUGGGUUCUUUAGUUACGUGUACAUGCAGCGACCUCAACACCUCAUGGCGAUAGCUAUAGAAAAGUCCACAAUGCUAUUGGAAGAGAAGUAUGGAGUGAGCUAUGAUGAGAGAGUCUAG